AUGGCUGCCACAUCAAGCACGAGCUCUACCUUGCCACCACCGCUUGGGCCCGAGCAAGAGGACCAAGAGUGCUCUGAGACACACAUGUCUGUUUUGUGGUAUGCAGGGCAGCUUGCAAUUACUUACUAUGACACAGAAGAUUGCUCAGUUUACUUCAUGCCUGACACACCUGAUAAUGAAGACCUCCAGCUGCUGCAUAAAGUGAUUGGGGAAGUUAAUCCUCAAAGCAUAGUGACCAGUGCAAAACAGGACCAGAAUAUUGCCAAAUUCCUGACCAACCUAACAGCUACUGCUGGGGAUAAAGAUGUAAGAAAACCAGAAAUUGUCCUGUUUCCUAACAUAGAUUUUGGCCUAGAAGUCAGCAAGCAACGGAUCCUAUCUAGGCAAUUUCCGUUUAUCCCAUCUCAUAUGACUGCAACAGAGAAAAUUCUCUACUUGUCCUCAAUCAUCUCUUUUGAGAGCCCACUCAUGGUACGAGCCCUGGGGGGCCUCCUUAAGUUCCUAGACAGGAGAAGGGUUGGAGUUGAGCUGGAAGAAAGCACUAUUACAGUUCCUAUUUUGGCCUUUAAAAAGUUUGUGCUCUCAGAUAUUGUGAAUAUGGAUCAAGACACUUACUGUGUCCUGCAGAUAUUUAAAAGUGAUAUCCAUCCUUCUGUGUACAAGUUGUCCAGUGGAUUAAAAGAAGGAUUCAGUUUAUAUGGAAUUUUAAACCGUUGCAGGUGCAAAUGGGGAGAAAAACUGUUGCGGCUGUGGCUCACACGACCUACUCGGAAUCUGACAGAGCUGAACAAACGGCUAGAUGUUAUCCACUUCUUCCUGCUGGCUCAGAACCACGAAACAGUCCUCACUCUUCAAGGCUGCCUCAAGAAUAUUAAAAAUGUGCCUCUCAUUCUAAAGCGAAUGACUCUUGCCCACACAAAAGUUAGUGACUGGCAAGCACUCUAUAAGACAGCGUACAGUGCAGUGUGCCUUAGAGACACAUGUCGUUCUCUGCCCAGCACGAUCGAACUCUUUCAGACCAUCUCCCGUGUCUUCACUGACGACCUGCACUACAUUGCUAGUCUGAUCGGCAGAGUGGUGGACUUUGAAGGCAGCAUCUCAGAGAACCGCUUCACAGUUCGACCCAACGUGGACCCCACCAUCGAUGAGAAGAAACGAAAGCUGAUGGGACUGUCAGACUUCCUUACAGAAGUGGCACGAAAAGAACUGGAGACCUUGGACAAUCAUAUUCCCUCCUGUUGUGUGAUCUACAUUCCUUUGAUUGGGUUCCUCCUCUCCAUUCCACGGCUACCAACUAUGGUGGAUAAGAGCGACUUUGAAAUUGAAGGCUUGGACUUCAUGUUCUUAUCAGAGGAUAAACUGCAUUACAGGAGUGCUAGGACUAAGGAGCUAGACAGCCUGCUGGGUGACUUGCACUGUGAGAUCAGAGACCAGGAAACACUUAUUAUGCACCAGCUGCAGACAAAGAUCUUGGAGAAGUCUGAAGUGCUUAACAGUGUGGUCAAGUAUACGGCACACCUGGACGUGCUACUAGCUUUGUCAGUGAUGGCUCGGGAGAACGCCUACUGCCGGCCACGCUUCACUCUCCGCCAUGGCUUCCGCAUCAAGGAUGGAAGACAUCCGCUCAUGGAACUGUGUGCAAAGACUUUCGUGGCCAAUCCUGUGAACAGUGGCGAGGCUACCAGACGAAUAAAGAUCAUCACUGGGCCCAACUCAUCUGGAAAGAGCGUCUACUUAAAGCAAGUAGGUCUUAUAGUAUUCAUGGCGCUAAUCGGCAGUUACGUCCCUGCAGCAGAGGCGGAGAUUGGAGUCAUUGAUGCGAUUUACACAAGAAUCCACAGUAGGGAAUCAGUUUCUGUAGGGCUCUCUACUUUUAUGAUUGAUCUUAACCAGGUUGCCAAGGCAGUAAACAAUGCUACAGAGAGGUCCUUGGUACUUAUUGAUGAGUUUGGUAAAGGGACCAACACGCUGGACGGCCUGUCCCUUCUGGCUGCUGUCCUGAGGUACUGGAUCAGUCAAGGAACCCAGUGUCCGCAGGUCUUCAUCUCCACUAAUUUUCACAGUUUAAUGCAGCUAGAACUUCUGCCUGACACACCUCUUCUAGAGUACCUGACCAUGGAGACCCACCAAGAUGGAGACGAGCUGAUAUUCUUCUAUCAGAUCAAACAGGGCAUGUCCACUGUUAGCCAUGCUGCCAACAUCGCUGCAUUAGCAGAUGAAAGAGGAGUGGAAGUGUCAGAACUGAUUCGCAAUGGAAAAGAUAUCAAACGUAUUGAUCACCCUUCGAAAGCAGAUCAGAUGGAAAAAUGCCAGUCCAUUGUGGAAAAGUUUCUUUGCCUAGACCUCGACAAUCCCCAUGUGGACUUAGAAGAGUUUAUGCGUAAAGAGGUGCUGCCUGCUGCAGCCUCAGUCCUGUAA
Eurypyga helias (sunbittern) is the source of this 2418-nucleotide messenger RNA. It is a transcript of the gene MSH5, whose product is annotated as mutS homolog 5. The record is from RefSeq and is a predicted model, not a curated record. NCBI's taxonomy places the organism in Eukaryota, Metazoa, Chordata, Aves, Eurypygiformes, Eurypygidae. Gene Ontology annotation, cellular component: nucleus. Gene Ontology annotation, biological process: mismatch repair; chiasma assembly. Gene Ontology annotation, molecular function: ATP binding; mismatched DNA binding; ATP-dependent DNA damage sensor activity.